This is a messenger RNA of Brassica napus (rape), 731 nucleotides long. Its product is annotated as two-component response regulator ARR9-like. The transcript has 2 exons. The record is from RefSeq and is a predicted model, not a curated record. Gene Ontology annotation, biological process: cytokinin-activated signaling pathway. NCBI's taxonomy places the organism in Eukaryota, Viridiplantae, Streptophyta, Magnoliopsida, Brassicales, Brassicaceae. Bases 133 to 522 code for a protein of 129 amino acids.
UGUAUUUUUUGAACAUUUUUCCUCUGUUGUCAUUUGUUUACUACUAGUUGAUGUGUACAGUCCAUUGAUAGUAUCAUUUGUUUUACAAUUUUACAGGAAUCAGCAGCAUUUAAGAGCAUACCAGUAGUAACCAUGUCCUCUGAGAACGUUCCUGCAAGGAUCAGCAGAUGUUUGGAAGAAGGAGCUGAAGAGUUUUUCUUGAAACCAGUAAGAUUGGCUGAUCUCAACAACCUGAAAUCUCAUAUGAUGAAAACAAAGUUGAAAAACCAGAAGUUGGAAGAGAUUGAAAAACCUUCAAAUGGAACCGCAGCAGUUGAACCAGAGAUUAAAAAUUCAACAGAAAUGGAAAUCAAAAUCUUGCCUCUACCAUCAGAACUAGAACCGAAACAAGUGCAUCUGCAACAAGUACAAGUACAACAAGAGGAGCUAGCAUUGAGUAACAACAAGAGGAAGACAAUGGAAGAAGGGCUCUCAACAGAUAGACCACGUCCUAGGUUAGAGGGCAUGGCAACCGCUGUCUGAUUUUAUCCCCCCUGAUUGGUUAAGAUUAGUGCUUUAACUUAAAAAAUAAAACUAAACCAUGAUUGAUUAAGAUUAGUGCUUUAGGAAAGAUUAAAGCUAAAAUACUAAGUUAAAGCUCAACCAAUCAUUACCAAUAUAAACUAGUUUUAUGGUCACGUGAUUGAUUGGACCCUACAAAAAAUAUUACUAAUUCUGUUUGAUAAUAAGCU